UGAUACGCAUACUGCCAUAUUGAUCGAACCCUCUCCUCGGCAUUUCGCCGAACACACGCCAUGCACUCCCUCAGGCGUAUCCUCCGCCUUCCCGUCUCCACUACCAGCUCCACCUGCAGCCUCCGCUGCCUCUCAUCCCACCGCCCCGCGCCGCCGCACCCCUCCACAGCGACCGGCGACGACGAGUGGAACGACGCGUGGGAGACCGCAUGGCUCCCGGGCGACUCUCCCGCGUCCUCCCCGGCGCCCGCCGCGCCGUGGGAGUCCCCGUCAUCGGAAACCGUUGCGACCACCGUACCAACCAUCUCCGCUGAGGUGGACCCUGACACGAAAGCCUUCGUCGCCGACAUGGACGAGCGCUGGGCCGAGCGCCGCGCCGCGACGAGGCGGUCGCGCGCUUCUCGCCCUAGUGCUGCCGAGGGUGGGGGCGGCGCCGGAGCGAAGAAGGCAGGGGCGGACGAGUACAGGACCAGGAAACAGCGCGUCCACGCGGCGCUGUGGGUGAAAGAGAUCGAUAAGAUGGAGGAGGCGCGCCUCGGCGGUCGCGGCGGCGGCGCAGCCGACGACAUCGACCGGCUCCUUGACUCAUGCUCUGAGAUCUUUGAUUCUGGCAACACUGGUUUGGGCGAUUCAAAUAUUCCAAGCACGGCUGAGAUCAAAACCAAGCCUGAUGGUUGGGAAACCACCUCGAGAGGUCAGGAUGGCAACAUAUGGGAGAUCUCUCAGCGUGAAGAGGACAUUCUUCUCCAAGAAUUUGAGAGGCGCAUUGCUUUCAGUAAACAGCAGAUUGCUAGUUUCAUCAAAACUCACAUAUUUAGCCGGAGACGGCCUAUCGAUGGAUGGAAGUACAUGAUCGAAGAAAUUGGCCCCAAUGCAAGGAAAGGAAAGGGGAGUGUACAGAGGCUACCGAGUGUGACUGAUCCCGCUACCCAGCCUUUCAGGGAGGAGACACCUGCAAUUGCCUCUGGUUCCUCCUCCUUCAGAGGAGACCCCUCUCGUUCCUCCUUCAGAGACUCCUCUGAUUCCUCCUUCAGAGGAAACCGACAUUACUGAAGCAAUCUCUUUACUGAUUUUCGUUGGUAUCUGCACACAUGCAUGCCUUGUUGUCUCCAAAACCCUGGUUGAUAAAUUCCUUGUGGAGAAACAUAUUUUAUUUUCUAAGUCAUAUGUUUGGGUACGGAUACAAUGCUUUGGAAAGACAUUAAUGCAAAUGUUUAUUAGGGUCACCACAUGUUUGUACAUGUUUACCAAGGGCAGCAUAUCUGCUUGAAAGAUAGUUAACGGUCA
Molecule: messenger RNA, 1287 nt
Organism: Brachypodium distachyon (stiff brome)
Lineage: Eukaryota; Viridiplantae; Streptophyta; Magnoliopsida; Poales; Poaceae
Exons: 3
Coding region: 61-1053 (330 amino acids)
Source: RefSeq, a predicted model, not a curated record